GAGGCGAUGGAUUGAUUUUUCAUCAUAGUCCGGCUGCCAAAAUAAGAACGUCUGUGGCGAUGCGGUGCGAUGGAACACUCGUAUCCGCUGGAUUUAAGCUGCCUGCAGUGGGACAGCAUGUUAUGAAACAUUUGCUGAGCAGAAUCUGAGAGGCGGACACUGAAAAAACCCCUGGAGGGGAACCAUUGCUACAAGCCCAGCAGCUGAGCCAGGCACUGGUGCUUCCUGCUGCCGAGAGCCCAUCAGGACAGAUUGAGGGCAGUGGAGAGGUAUGAUGCUGGUUGAGAUUACAGAGACCUGAAGGGAUUUUGUGAAUUUAGAGGGCAGCUGAGGAGGAAGAGCAAGACGUCAAGGAGAUCAGGCACCAGUGAAGAUGGUGGGGAGGCGGCUGUGGAUUUUCCGGUGUUGGAAAUGGAGGCAUAGCAGUACUUCUCUGCUCUGCCUGACAGUGUCAUGUGUUGCCGCUCUGCUAGCCUUAUUGCAUGUUGAUGCUAUUGAGUCCUGGAGCAUGUCUCUGGCCAUGAAUACAGCGAGGGUGGUGCAGGGGGGCAGGGGCACUCACAGAAGCCCCCCAAACCCAGAGGAAUAUCCUCUGAUGCCCAGUCCAUUUGUGUGUCAGCGUGCCAAACCUUACCUCCUCACCAUGGUAACAACUGCUCCAGCCAAUCAGAAGGCCCGACAGGCCAUCCGGAACACCUGGGGUGGUGAGACUGAGGUCAGGGGUCGGCGGGUCAUAACCCUGUUCAUGGUGGGCUUGACGUCUGAUCCUGGACUAUCCAAACAGCUUCUGGAGGAGGCACGAGAUCACAGAGACCUGGUACAGGGGCGCUUCCUGGAUACUUACGCUAACCUCACCAUGAAAACCCUGUCGAUGUUCGGCUGGGCCCACCGUUUCUGCCUGCAGACACACUUCAUUGCCAAAGUGGACGAUGAUGUCUUUUUUAACCCUGGCGUGCUCAUACGUUACCUGAAUAGGAGCUACAGCACUGAGGGUGACCUGUACCUGGGCCGAGUCCACCUUCAGGUGUCUCCCAACCGCAAUUCGGCCAGCAAGCACUAUGUCCCAGCUGCUGUCUAUGCCCCGGAGGUCUUCCCUGACUACUGCAGUGGAACAGCUUACAUCCUUUCCCGCUCUGCCAUUCUCAAGAUCUCCCAGGCCAUCGCUCCUGUUUCACCUCAUUUGCCCCUGCCUCCUGAGGAUAUAUUUGUUGGACUGUCUGCUCGAGCUGCCGGCAUUCUCCCCUCCCACAGCCCACUGUUCUCUGGGGGCCCUGGUCUGCCCUACAACCGCUGCUGCUACCAGGCAAUGGCAUCGGUGCACCGCAUCUCUCCCACAGAGAUGAUUCGCAUCUGGGGGGAGGUGCAUUCCCCACCCGCAUGCUCAUGGCUGGGUCUGCACGCAUCCUUGGGCCUGUGCAAGGUGCAAGCCCUGCUGGGGACCAUGCUGGGGAGGGAAAAGGGUUUUUAGUGACCACAGUAGUGGAUACAGUAUUAAUGAGGUUCAGCUGAGUACAAGUGGAGAUGCAUCAGUAAGAGGCUACAGGACUGAACUAUAUGGCAAAUGAAGCUGAUAAAGCACAAACAUAAUUCCAAAUAUGUAUUCUUGGGCGUUCUGAGAAAUUUAUUUUUGUAAUAUGAAUAUUUAAAUGCAUUGACAGUUUCCUUGUUGAUUUUUCUGUUUAUAGUUGGUUUAACCAUAGGGUUUAAUUGCACUGGCAUAUAGAUUAUGACCAGUGCACCGGUUGGACAGAUGUGACUGAAAAAGUACAGUGGGGCGGCAUGUAGCAUCGUGGUUUAAGUACAUGACUGGGACCCGCAAGCUUGGUUGUUCGAUCCCCUUAACCCUGCAUUGCUCCAGGGGAGGAUUGUCUCCUGCUUAGUCUAAUCAACUGUAAGUCGCUUUGGAUAAGAGUGUCAGCCAGAAUGACAUGUAAUGUAAUCCUCUAUUCCUCUAUUAUUGCAUAUUUGGCAUCCUGAAUGGUUUCAGAUCUGCUUACAAAAUGUAAAGGAACCCAUAUAGACACAAAACAUAUUUUUAAAUUACAGUUUCAUAAAUUUAAUCAAGACUGGGCCACUCCAAAACAUUUUGUUUCAUAGUUUUGUUUCUUUUCAGCCAUUCGUAUAUGGACUUACCUUUGUGUGUUAGAUCAUUGUCUUGCCGCAUAACCUAGUUAACAUACAGCUUCAGCUCACAGACAGAUGACCAGACAUUCAGCUUAAGAGUUUUCUGGUACAGUGCAGAAUUGAGUACCACUACCAUGUUUUGCUGUUGGUAAAUUAAAUGCUGCGUUUGCUUUACACCAGACAUCUGUCCAUAGAACACUAUUCCAAAGUGCUGGGGAUCAUGUGGGCAUUUCUUUAUUCAAAUGUGAGAUGGGCAUUGAUAUUUGUCUUGGUUAGCAGAGGUUUCCAUCUUGCUACUCUCCCAUGAAUCCUAUUUUUCCCCAUUCUCGUUUUCGUUCUUGAGUCAUGAUCAUGAACUUAGCUGAGGCUAGAGAGGCCUGCAGUUCUUUUAAUGUUCUUCUGGGAUCUUGGCCUUUGUGGGUGAGUUCCCGGUGCAUCCUUGGAUUUUGGGUACGGGAACCUACCCCUAGGAGAAAAUGUUAAAUGUUAUUUAUCAGAAGUUAGUGAAAUCUAAAAAAAUAAAAUAAAACAAUGCUAAAUAAAACUACAAACUGCAGCAACAUAACAAGGACAAAGAGAGCAAUAAAUCAAUUAAUUUUUAUUUGUAUAAGUGCCUUUGUCACAAAGCAGCUUUACAGAGAAACUGGUCCCCAAGAGUACGAAGAAAAAACUCUCUGGAAGAACAGGAAGAAAUCUUGAGCAGAACCGGACUCAUUAGGGGAACUCAUCUGCUGCUGGUUGACACCGGAACAAAUCAUUUGGCAGUGGUUGUCAUAAUCAGCAUACGCCUACUGAUUCAGGGAUGAAAAAGUCUAAAGCUACGAAUCCAAUGGCCUCAAUGGUCAGUUUCCUUUAAUGAAGAAAUUUAAAUUAUCUUGGUGAUUAAUGUUAAAAAUGUUGCCAAUUGCGUGAUAAAAAUAAAUGAAUAUGGAACAAA
Molecule: messenger RNA, 3061 nt
Organism: Conger conger (European conger)
Lineage: Eukaryota; Metazoa; Chordata; Actinopteri; Anguilliformes; Congridae
Gene: b3galt4
Product: UDP-Gal:betaGlcNAc beta 1,3-galactosyltransferase, polypeptide 4
Exons: 2
Coding region: 374-1468 (364 amino acids)
Cellular component (GO): membrane
Molecular function (GO): N-acetyl-beta-D-glucosaminide beta-(1,3)-galactosyltransferase activity
Source: RefSeq, a predicted model, not a curated record